AUGGAACCUCUCAUGAAUUACAUCAAUACACAAAAUGUCAAGCAGCUGCUCGUCACGAAUCCAGAGGCAGCGGCCCUGGUGGGGAAGCUCUAUCAUGUGCCUGUCGGAGGCAUCGAGGUAGAAAGACGGAUCAAACACCAGAAAGACGGUAGCACUUCACCCUACACGGUCCUGAGCUUCUGUCUUCAGGACACCAACUUUCUUCCAAGUCAGCUGAGCGCCCAGGAAUUGAGAGACCGUUAUGCGUCCACAGGUUUGCUGGCAGAGCAAGAUCAAGCAGGCCGAACACGAGUAUGCAGCACCGCAGAUGCAGUCCCGCCGCGUCGAGACGAUCAAAGAAGCAAUAGCAAGGAGCUGGAGAAGUUCAAGAGAGAAAUGGAAGACAAAGCCAGCGUAGCACUCCAAGCCAAAAUCGAGAAGUACAAGAGCGAUGAACUAGAAAAUUUCAAGAGAGAACUUGAGGCCAAGGGAAAUGAAGCUCUGCAAGAACAGCUGAGAAAACACCAGCAAGACCUUGCCGAGCUCGUCGUGAAAUGCAGGGGGAGACUUUGGAGUAUGGUCGAUAAGAGCCUGACUACUGUCGCCGCCUAUAAUGGCGAGACCACCAGUGGGUCGAAACCAACCUGUAACCUCCAUCUUGGCCCAAAAGCAGUCACGAAACUCUUGAGCAAAAGCCCAGAAAUAUUUCAAGAAUACCAGGACAUCUAUGAGAAAUCGCUGAUCAAAUACCAAGCCGACUUGAAAAGGCAGUACCAGAAACACAUCGAGGAUGUGGAUUUCGAAUGCCGAGGUUGGUUAAGACAAAACGCCGGCGCUGGACUGGCUAUCACUGUUCUUGACGGCCUCCGCACCACCAUCGCGUGGGCAAAGAAGUUUCAAGGUGAUAUCCCGAGAGUCAAGAAGGAUGUUGGUGACAUGAUUACGUGGGAUAUGUUGCAUGCCGAGAAGGAGGAAAUGGCAAAGAACGUAGAGGCAGCGGCAGCAAAGGACUUGGAGGAGAACAUGGCUUCGUAUCUGCCCAAGAAGAUACAGCUCAAUGUGCAGCAGCUCGAGCCAUCGGUCGACGACGAUAUUUCUGAAUCCAGAGGACAGAGCGAGAUGGUAGAAGAUCAGACCUUUGUCGGAGUCUCGGCUGCUCUGUUGUCCAUGGAUAAGACUCUACCAGCCCAAGUUACUCCUGCUCCGUCAGCAUCUGCCACGCAGCAUACGCUUCUCAGCAAAGGUACCGACGCAGCAACCACAACAUCCAUCCCAGGUCCUGAAACUCAAGCUUUAGAUUCGCCUUCUAUGGAAGAUGUUCUUGUCAGCAACAAGCCUCAGUCUCACCAGCCAGCUCCCCCAGACCCCGAAUGCCUUCAUCCUUCACCAGCCGUCACCGCCCCAUACGUCCAGAACAUCGGCAACGAACUCGCAUGGAGCGAUGGAGCCACCAGAAACUUCACGCCAAUCAGCACGCCCAACAAUGCAGAUGGGCCCAGCAGAAGUCUGAGAGCGAUUUACCCCCUUUCAGCCAUCAGUACCCUCACCAACAUUACCACGGAGAAAGACAGGAACAAGGCAAUUGCAAGCAUCAAUUCGACCGCUGAAGUACAUCGUUUCAAAGCAGCAGCGACCACUCGUCGUACCACCCCGACACCGAAUUGCAACAGGAUCACGAAUAUUGGGGACUUGAGAGCUGCUUUCGACAAAUCGAGCCCGACAGAUCCUGACAGCUUCUCAGAUCAGGUUAUUGAGAUACCAGGACUCGGUGUUGUAAACGAACAUACAUUUGAGAACCCGGCUCAGAGAAAGACAGCCGUGGAAGGACAGGGCAACUACACCGCGACAUUCACGGCUGUGGCGGGCCCAAGCGGGCAAAACCCAGCCGCAGGAUCGGGAAACCCACGUCAGAGUCAGACAGAGGCAAACGGAUUCGGAGGACAGGGCACUCACAUCCCCGAACGCAACGCCAGCACCGAAAACCCGGCCGAUGCAUUAUCAGCCUCUUCUUCCGGCCAGACCAAGACGGCGAGCUUCAGCCUGCCACCACCUCACAGCGUCUCAGCAGCACCAAAAGAAUCUACAGACCCAAACACCUACCAAGACGAGUCCCUGUACGAUGCUCCCUCUCCCUCUCCCCGUCACCGUCCCCGUCCAAAUACCGCCGCUUCCAACCUCGCACCCCGCAACGACGUCGCCGGCCAGCUAUGCCCACCAAGCCCACGGCUCAAGUCCGACCCUGACUCUGCACCCUACGAACCCGCACCCGCCGCCGAGCUCCUCCGCACCAGAGAGUGCGACUCCGCACCUGCUGCGGCCCCAGGCCCGCAUGGAUACCAUCUACUCAAUCAAGCACAACAAAAGCUGCAAGGCGACGACAAAAGCCAAGAGCUGAACAAACACUCCAAGCCCCACCAGCCCGAGCCCAGCGGCGCCAUCUCCAUCUCCAGCGAUUCCGACCUAGGCGAUGAAGACCACGCGAUAUUCAUCUCGAGCUCGUGCUCUGGUGACGAGCAAGACGAAGAUGAAGAAGAUGACGAAGAUGACGAAGAGGAUGAUAAUGAGGAUGAUGAUGAGGAUGAUGAUGAGGAUGAUGAUGAGGAUGAUGAUGAGGAUGAUGAUGAGGAUGAUGAUGAGGAUGAUGAUGAGGGCGAGGAUGAGGAUGAUGAUGAGGAUGAACAUCUUCACAACGGCGGAGAAGGCACCAACAAUUGGGGGCGCGAGGAGGUGCUGAGCGUGAGACAGCAGGAGGUAUUCAUGCAGCGUUUCAAGGGCCAGACCGUGACGGAGAUCAUGGCGGUGCUGGAGCGGGAGGAGGCGGAGAAGGAGGCGGAGAAGGAGAAGAGGGAGAAGAGGGAGGAGCCUCCUUUUGCCGUUGAGCGCGAGCUGGCUGGAGAUGAUGGAGUUGCUCCCGAGAGCCGCCAGGUUCAGAGUGCGGAUGUCAAGAUGGAGGGCGUGGAGAUGGAUGCCCGUGGGGAGGGAAGACAGGUGGACGGCACCACCACUACUAGCCAAGCGAAAUUCUCCGUCGUGGGCUGGAGGUGGAACUAG
Molecule: messenger RNA, 3030 nt
Organism: Drepanopeziza brunnea f. sp. 'multigermtubi' MB_m1
Lineage: Eukaryota; Fungi; Ascomycota; Leotiomycetes; Helotiales; Drepanopezizaceae
Source: RefSeq, a predicted model, not a curated record